This is a messenger RNA of Phytophthora infestans T30-4, 882 nucleotides long. RefSeq lists its product as uncharacterized. The record is from RefSeq and is a predicted model, not a curated record. The coding region runs from base 1 to 756 and encodes 251 amino acids. Lineage: Eukaryota; Oomycota; Peronosporomycetes; Peronosporales; Peronosporaceae. The transcript has 2 exons.
AUGAGUGCUGGGGCUGUCAUCGGUAUCAUCGCGGGUGUGCUCGUGCUGGGCGUCGCCGGUUUCUUCGUCUACCGCUACGUUAACUCCCAGCAGCAGACCGACGAGAAGCAAUUCAUGCAAGACUAUCCAAACACCCCAACCGAGUACGACUUCACCACGUUGGACGCGCCAUCCACCAAGGCCACUCCUGAUCCGCUAGCGUCAUCGAUCGCCAUGCUACACGCUGUGCCCGGCGCCUCGCCUAGUCCGUCACAGGAACCCACCCGGUACAAUUUCGACCCUGCGCAGUCCACAGUCAACGGCGCUGCUCCAUCGACGUCGCCUUUUAAUAAAAAGGACUCAGUGCAGGCUUCGCGUCCUAGUAACACGAACUUUGAUGCCCACUCCAUGGAGUUCAACGCAGCGCCCGGUAGCUACGCCGAGUCGUACACUGAAUCGUACGCCGGUUCGUUUGCAGGUUCCAUGGCCGGCUCAUACGCCAACUCGUUCUCGGGAACGUACAAUGGUCAGGGAGUGCUCAACUCGUUCGAUGGAAGCGUGGACGAUUUUGGACGUGAUACAGUGGGGACGACAGUGUCUGAGGCUCUCGAUCGUCAGAGCGAGGUGCCAGAUGGAGAACAGUCUCACUGGAUGGACGACAUGCGCGGUACUAACGACAGCUACGCUAUGCUCGAGUCAGGAUCGUUCGACCGCACGUCGGCGCUCUCACGUUUCUCCACCGACUCGGACCUCACAGGCCGCCCCACGCAGUCCUAAGCCAGAGUGUUGAAAGGAAGGAAGAGGAGGUGUAUCUAUAGUAACUGGUUAGGCGUGUCCACCGCUCAAACGGUGAGCAGCAGUGAAGCAAAAGUUUUGAAUGCCAUGAGUGAAUAUCAAGUGCAA